Molecule: messenger RNA, 2724 nt
Organism: Hyla sarda
Lineage: Eukaryota; Metazoa; Chordata; Amphibia; Anura; Hylidae
Product: 5-aminolevulinate synthase, erythroid-specific, mitochondrial-like
Exons: 11
Coding region: 150-1979 (609 amino acids)
Biological process (GO): heme biosynthetic process; hemoglobin biosynthetic process; erythrocyte development
Cellular component (GO): mitochondrion; mitochondrial matrix
Molecular function (GO): 5-aminolevulinate synthase activity; pyridoxal phosphate binding
Source: RefSeq, a predicted model, not a curated record
CAUCAGUAUACACGUCUGUAGUAUAACUCUUUUGGACGGGAGCAGUUUCCAUCCAAUACUAGGAGCCAAGGAAGGAGCCGUAUAAUACUAGGAGCCAAGGAGAGGGAUCUUUGACGUUCACUGGAAAAACGACACCGUAACGUGUGAACAUGGCUUCUCUCAUCAAACUCUGUCCCUUCUACACCCGGGACCCUUCGGUGUUCCUGCGUGUCACUUCACCAAUGAUCCUGCGCAGUGCAGAUCGCUGUCCAGUCAUGGUGACCCGCACCUGGUCUACGUCUGUCAGUAACCAGCAGAAGGUCAAGGACACCACACUGACACCAGGAGUCUCUUCUGGAGCCUCCAGCAGGCGCACCCUGGCACAGGCCGCACCUCAAGCUGCCACUGCCAACGCCAAGUGCCCUUUUAUCGAGACAGAGAUGGAGAAAGACAACAGUUCUAUCGUCCAGAAAGCUGGCCCUGAAGUCCAAGAGGAUUUAAAGGCUUUCAAGACAGAUGUUCUUAGUUCUCUGCUAUAUGAAGUCAAGUCCAACCUGAAGAAGAAGUUCUAUGGUGACUCCCCGAAAAAAGUCAACCUUGGAACUGGGGCUCCUCUCAUUCCAACUCAUCUGAUUAAGGAAAACAUGACAGGUGGAGCUGCCUUUGGCUACGAUGAGUUCUUUAACCGGAGGAUUGAGGAGAAGAAACAGGACUACACGUAUCGGGUGUUCAAGACUGUGAACCGCAAGGCAAGUGCCUACCCAUUGGCUGAGGAUUUCUCUGACCUCCAUGGACAAAAGAAGGAAGUGUCCGUUUGGUGCAGCAAUGAUUACCUGGGCAUGAGCAGGCACCCCCGGGUGCUCAAAGCUAUUUCGGAGACUCUUAAGGAGCAUGGAGCUGGGGCAGGUGGAACUAGGAACAUUUCUGGUACCAGCAAAUACCAUGUGGAUCUGGAAUGUGAAUUGGCAGAUUUGCACCACAAGGAUGCAGCUCUGCUCUUCUCCUCCUGCUUUGUUGCCAACGACUCCACUCUUUUCACCAUGGCAAAGAUGUUACCAGGCUGUGAAAUUUACUCAGAUGCUGGAAACCAUGCCUCUAUGAUCCAGGGCAUCCGAAACAGUGGGGUGGCAAAAUAUGUCUUCCGUCACAAUGACCCUGAUCAUCUUGAAGAACUGCUCCGUAAAUCAGAUCCUAAAAAACCCAAGAUUGUUGCCUUUGAGACUGUGCACUCUAUGGACGGUGCGAUCUGCCCCCUGGAGGAGAUGUGUGACGUAGCACACAAAUAUGGUGCCCUGACAUUUGUUGAUGAAGUGCAUGCAGUGGGGCUGUACGGGGUGCGGGGUGCAGGAGUAGGGGAACGAGAUGGCGUCAUGCACAAGAUGGACAUUAUCUCAGGAACUCUGGGGAAGGCCUUUGGCUGUGUCGGUGGCUAUGUGGCUAGCACGGCUGCCCUCAUAGAUACAGUGCGUUCCUAUGCUGCCGGCUUCAUCUUUACCACCUCUCUGCCUCCAAUGGUGCUUGCUGGAGCUUUGGAAUCUGUGAGAGUCUUGAAAAGUGAGGAGGGACAAGCUCUCCGACGUGCCCACCAGCGCAACGUCAAGCAUAUGCGCCAACUGCUCAUGGAUGCCGGGCUGCCUGUCAUCAACUGUCCCAGUCAUAUCAUCCCCAUACGGGUUGGCAAUGCUGCAGUGAACACCAAGCUCUGUGACAUCCUCCUAUCAGAGCACAAUAUUUACGUCCAGGCCAUCAACUACCCAACCGUUCCCCGCGGAGAAGAAUUGCUGAGACUGGCCCCCUCUCCACACCACGCCCCUGACAUGAUGAAUUAUUUUGUGGAGUGCCUGGUUGAAACAUGGAAGGAAGUCGGGAUGCCGCUGCAGUCACCAUCCGCUGCCGAGUGCAACUUCUGCCACCGACCCUUGCACUUUGACCUGAUGAGCGAGUGGGAGCGUACAUAUUUUGGAAACAUGGAGCCAAAAUAUAUCACCAUGUACGCAUAAGCCUGCAUGGAGAGCCUCAACACCCCAGCGCAAGCAGUCCGUUUACAAAAUGAACCCCCAAUGUCUACAGUCCACAUUGGCUAGUGCCAAAAUAUUCAAUUCUGAGCUGCUCAGCCAUCUGUUGUAGUGAUGCGUAACAGCAGUAAACCGCAUGACCACUAGCUGCUUCUUGGCAACAGUAGCCACAGCAUAUUAGCUUGCAGUUGGUUAUAUACCCGCGGUAUUCAACCUUUGGCUCUCCAGCUGUUGCAAAACUACUACUCCCAGCAUGCCCGGACAGCCAACGGCUGUCCGGGCAUGCUGGGAGUUGUAGUUUUGCAACAGCUGGCGGGCCAAAGUUCUAACAUGGUCACAUUGCAUAAGGUGCAGAACAUUGAUGAUAUAGUGGAAAGUCCUUACACCCCUCUUUUGGGCAUCAUAGAGCAUUUUCCACUUAUCCUGGACCAGAGCUGAUUAUUUCUCUGCAAUAGGUUCAGCUGGGUAGCUAACCCCUUAGUGGAUUGGCUUAGUCCAACAUAACCAUUAUUGCCACAUUUUAUCACUACAAUUCCCCAGCAUCUUAUAGCCAAGCUUCUUUAGUAAUUUAUUUUCAAGUAAAAAUGUAAACUUCGCUUAAAUUAUAGUAUCUGUGUAUCAUCUGCCUAUACUGGACGAACGAACCGCCACGUCUGGGCUGCCGGAGUGUCUGAGAUGUUCACACAUCAACUGACAAUAAAGUUUUCUGCAAUGUUAUUGUGCUUCUGUG